AUGCUUCCACCCAGCCUUCGACAGCCUCAGAGGUUUCUCAAGAGCUUGCAAAAUCCAUCAUCACCAGUCCAACGGCAACAUCCACUUCUGGCCGUCCCAAGGCUGUCAUAUUCGAUCCAUCACUUGAACUGCAACCAUCUACCAGUCCAUCGAACGCCGGUUACUCCAGGCCAUCCACUCUCAGCUUGUCAACACUACUACUUCAGUUGCACCCCUACAGCCCUCCAGCAGCUAUCCACUCAUCGCACCUCGAAGCCCUUCCUACUGGCGGAUAUCGGCGAAGGUAUCACUGGAUGUGAAAUAGUCAAAUGGCUAGUUACACCAGGUCAAACAGUAGCAGAAUUUGAUCCAAUAGCUGAAGUUCAAUCAGAUAAAGCAACCGUAGAAAUCACAAGUCCAUAUGACGGCAUAGUCGAAAGCUUGGUGGGUCAAACGGGACAGGUCGUCAAGGUUGGAGAGCCGCUUUGUAUGAUCUUGGUUGAGUCUGAACUACCGACAUCCCCUCCGGAACACUUCGCAGAUCAAGAACAAGAUCAAUUUGAUAAGCUGGUCGAAACACAAGAGAAACAGAUCAAACAGGACGGCUCGCCAGCACUCGAUCUCCUAUCGCCCUCCGAUCAGAAUGCUCGAAAGACGCAGGUACACUCGACUCCCGCUGUCCGCAGAUUGUCUCGUGAGCAUGACUUGGAUAUUACCACGAUCAGAGGGACUGGAAAAGAAGGCCGGGUGACAAAGGAGGAUGUGAUGAACCAUUUGAGUGAAUCUGAUUUGAUUUCAAGCCAGCCGACAGCCAAAUCUCUGGGUAGUCAACCAAACCAAACCCCAAAGAAAGUUUCUCAAGCGCUCAAAGAACCCUUUGGAGCUGUAAGACAGGCUAUGUUCAGAGGAAUGUCCCAAUCAUUGCGAAUUCCACAUUUUGGAUACUACGAUCAAGUCGAUGUGACUGAACUAGAAAGACUUCGGCAAGGACUCCUGAAAAGUUAUCCCAACUCACGAAUCACACCACUCAGCAUAUUUAUCAAAAUACUAGGAAAGGCCAUGAUGCAAAACGAACUGUUUAGAUCAACACUAUCAAACGACGAUCCGCCUCAAUUCAUCAAGCGCCAAAGUUGCGAUAUCUCGAUAGCCGUCGACGCUCCCGCUGGUCUCUUGACCCCUCUCAUCCCUUCAGUCGAUUCGAAGUCCAUCGUCGAAAUCGCAGAUCAUAUCACCAGUCUUCGUAAAUUUAUCGACCAGUCGUCUCCGGACAAAAUCCCAAGAAUACCGGAUAAAUUGGGUGGCAACCGAUCGGGUACUUUGACGAUAAGCAACAUCGGAAUCAUCGGUGGUACAUAUACACAUCCAGUGAUUCCUCCCACAGGACAGCUGGCUAUCGGAGCGAUUGGCUCGAUAAAAGUGCGGCCGGAGUACGCCGCGAGCGACAAAGAGCUAGCCAAAGCAUAUGCCCUCGAUCCCGAUCUGGUGCCAACCCGAGAGUUAAGGAUUGAGCCGAGGUUGAUGGUCGAAGUAUCCUUUACCGCCGAUCACCGGGCCGUCGAAGGCGUUGAAUUGGCCCGUUUAGUCCAGACCUUCAAGACGUAUUGUCAAGCUCCCAACCUACUCCUCGCUGAACUCGUUUAA
Puccinia triticina is the source of this 1620-nucleotide messenger RNA. RefSeq lists its product as uncharacterized. Gene Ontology annotation, cellular component: mitochondrion; cytoplasm. The transcript is spliced from 3 exons. Gene Ontology annotation, molecular function: lipoic acid binding; acetyltransferase activity. Lineage: Eukaryota; Fungi; Basidiomycota; Pucciniomycetes; Pucciniales; Pucciniaceae. The record is from RefSeq and is a predicted model, not a curated record. Bases 1 to 1620 code for a protein of 539 amino acids.